Molecule: messenger RNA, 1104 nt
Organism: Paramuricea clavata
Lineage: Eukaryota; Metazoa; Cnidaria; Anthozoa; Malacalcyonacea; Plexauridae
Source: the annotation of a GenBank genome assembly
AUGCAAGGAGGUACAAGAACAAUUUGCGAGAAAAGUGAGAAGUUUGUAUACAUUCCUAUACUUGAAAGUUUAAAGCAAAUUCUAACCAAUGAGCGUAUCUCAACUAUGGUUCUGCGAAAUCCUAAAUGUUGCCAUGGGGAUGUAUUUUAUGAUGUACAAGAUGGUCUUUUGUAUCAAAAUGAUGACUAUUUUGAAAAGCAUGAGAACUCCUUGUGUCUUAUACUAUAUCACGAUGAAUUAGAGGUGUGCAACCCGUUAGGCAGUAAUGCAGGGGUGCACAAACUUGACAUGUACUAUUAUACAAUUGCAAAUUUAUGUCCAAAGUUCAGGUCCAAGCGUUGUGCAGUCCAUUUAUUUGCGAUUGCUAAUGCUGAUUUAGUGAAGAAGUAUGGCAUUGAUACCAUUAUGAAGCCACUGGUGGAUGAUUUGAAUAUCUUGUACAAGGGAUAUAAGAUGGAGAUUAAUGGUGUUGAAAAAGUCAUCCAUGGAAAGGUUCUGAUUUGUGCUGGUGAUACCCUCGGUCAGCACUAUUGGGGAGGUUACAAAGAGGGAGUUGGAGUAGCUUUUCAGAAGUGUCGUCAUUGCCAAUGUGCAUUUGAACAAAUGCAACGUGACUUUCUGGAAGAAGCAUUUGUUCUCCGGACAAUGGAAACCUACAGUGCACAGUUUGAUGCCAUUGAACAGGCUCCAACUCUGAAUGUCCAAAACGAUCUGAAAACAACUUACGGACUAACUACAAGAAGUUCCCUUUGCCAGCUACCUACAUUUGAUGUCACCCAACAACUUCCCCAGGACAUCAUGCACACUUUGUUAGAAGGAGUUGUGCAAUAUGAGGUUAGACUAGUUUUGCUACACUACAUUCAGUCUAGUCAAACCAGUCUUUCAGAAAUCAAUGGAGCUAUUUUAAGUCAUGAAUAUGGCUAUUCAGAAAUCAGCGACAAGCCAAUUCCCCUGAGAGAUACUGUGUUCCACGGUGAUGAACGAUACAAAUUAAAGUACAAUGCUGCAAAAGCUCGGUUAUUCUUACGACUCUUGCCAUUUUUAAUCAGUCCUUUGAUUGACACUGAUGAUCAGUAUUACCAGUUUCUACUGCAGUUGAUUUAG